AUGUCAGCUCGUAAAUCUACCGAGGCAAAACCAAUUCCCAAGACAAAUAUCUUAAAAUUCUUCCCUCUAGUUCAAAGAACUGAAACAAAAAAAGAAAAAAAAGCACUAAUUUAUAAUGAUCCAAAACUCGAGUCUUUCUAUAAUUUUUUUCGGCCAUUUAAUGUUAUAAAAACAAUGACUAUGGCACCUAUCAACAAAUUUCAACAUCCUCUAGAUGCUAAUUUUGAAAAGUUGGUCUUAAAUGAGUAUAAUAAUAUUAAUAAUAUAAAGUUGUCAGAACAACAACAACAAUCGAAAUUAGAAUCCAAAGAAUAUUAUAUUAAAGAAUAUUUAUCAGCUGUACGACCAAAGCUGUUAAAGAAGCGUGGAAUCAACCUUCCAAUAAACAUCAAAAAAUUAUUUUCUUUAAAAAAUACCAUUAAUUCAAAUUACAAAGAAAUGGUUAUCAAAGACCAUGACAUUGAUGCUAAUGGUGAUGACAAUAAAAAGAUGAUGGAUAUUAAAUCCGAUGAUCAAUAUUCAGUUGUUGAAGAAUUGUCAAUGGAAGAUAAAUUAAAUUUGUUAAAUGAUAAAUCUAAAGUGUGGAUAAAAUUAUUACAAUUUGGAGAAAACCAUCGUCCAUCAUAUUAUGGAACCUGGACAAAAACUAGUAAAAAAAUUACCGGUCGUCGUCCCUUUGCAAAAGAUCCUGAUCACUUUGAUUAUGAUUACGAUAGUGAAGCAGAAUGGGAACUUGAUGAUGGUGAGGAAUUAAAGAAUUUCCUUGUUCCAGAUUCUUAUCUUUCAGAAGAUGAAGGUGUCGAAGAAUCUGACGAAUCUAUUAAUUUAUCUGCUGAAUCUUCGCCUAAUAAAAAAAAUGUGGUAAGAAAAGAACGUGGACACAGAAUGAUUGAACCAAUGAAAGAAAUGGUGAUUGGACCAAUUUUUGAAGAAGUUCUUGGUGAUAAAAAUCAUCAAUUGUCUGAAUAUAGUAUUCAGUUUUUAAAUUAUAAUAAUGUUCAAAUGGUGAACGAAUCACUUGCAGAAAGCUAUGAAGAGGUGACAUUAGAAGAAGAUGAAGAGCAAAUUUUAUCAAGUUUACAAUCAUCUGAAACAAUAAUAAAUACAAAUAAUGAUGAAGUAUUAGACAUUUCAUUAGAAUUUAAUUCACAGCCCAUUGUUUUGAUUGAAAAUGAGAUUGAAGAUUUUGACAUGAACAGUCUAGUUAAUGAG
This is a messenger RNA of Entrophospora candida, 1212 nucleotides long. The record is from the annotation of a GenBank genome assembly. NCBI's taxonomy places the organism in Eukaryota, Fungi, Glomeromycota, Glomeromycetes, Entrophosporales, Entrophosporaceae.